GUCGUGCGUCUGCGGCUCAAUCAUCAGAGCCGAUCCGGAGACUUCCCUCUGCGGGGAAACACUGCAGCUCUGCCUGCAUGCUCAGCACCGCGCGGCACCAUGGAUUUCAACGUCAAGAAACUGGCUUCUGGAGCAGGGGUCUUCUUCACCCGGGCUGUGCAGUUCACAGAGGAGAAGCUGGGCCAGGCUGAGAAGACGGAGCUGGAUCCACACUUAGAGAACCUGAUUACUCGGGCUGACUGCACCAAGAACUGGACUGAGAAGAUCUUGAGACAAACAGAGGUGCUCCUGCAGCCCAACCCAAUUGACCACACCGGCGCUCGAAUAGAGGAGUUCAUCUAUGACAAGCUGGAUAAGAAGCUUCCCUCGAGGACCACUAACCCUGAGCUGCUGGGCCAGUACAUGCUGGAAGCCGCCAAUGAAUUUGGUCCAGCAACGCCAUACGGCAGCACCCUGAUCACAGUGGGAGAGUACCAGAAGAGACUGGGAGGAGCCGAGCGCGAGCUCCUGCAAACCUCGGCGGCCACCUUCCUCACUCCUCUACGCAACUUCCUGGAGGGAGACUGGAGGACCAUAUCAAAAGAGAGACGGCUUCUGGAGAAUCGACGGCUGGAUCUUGACAUCUGCAAAGCACGCCUGAAAAAAGCCAAGCAGGCAGAGGCCAAAGCAGCAGCUGCACCUGAUUUUCAGGAGACAAGGCCUCGAAAUUAUGUUCUGUCUGCCAGUGCAUCAGCGCUGCUGAGUGAGGAAGUGGACAAAGCAGAGCACGAGCUGCGUGUGGCUCAGACGGAGUUUGACCGACAGGCGGAAGUGACCAGGCUGCUGCUGGAAGGCAUCAGCAGCACACAUCUCAACCACCUGCGUUGUUUGCAGGAUUUUGGGGAGGCUCAGGCCACUUACUACGCCCAGUGUCAUCACUACAUGCAGGAUCUGCAGAGGGAGCUCAACAAAUGUGCUAAUGCUGUCAGCGCCCCACACCACACUGCUGCUGUCUGCCCCGACCCUGUCUCCUCUGCUUUCCUGUCUGGACCAUCAUCUCCGGGCGCCACAGUCUCCUCCUCGUCUAGCCAGAAGCCCACUAAGCUGGCUAUGGAGCAGACACAGCUUCCUGGAACAGGCAACAGAAAGGCUAAGGUCCUGUAUGAUUAUGAUGCCCAUGAUGCCAGUGAGCUGUCCCUCUUGGCUGAUGAGCUCAUUACAGUAUACACAGUACCAGGAAUGGACCCUGAUUGGCUGAUUGGAGAACGGGGGAACGAAAAGGGCAAAGUUCCUGUCACCUACCUUGAACUGCUGAGCUAAUGCACCAAACAACAGGACAUAGACAAAGACACACACACACGCACACACACACUUAUGCAAAGCUGUCUGUUGGAAAGUUUCGAUAAAUACACUCAUGACCCAUGGGAGGAAAUUGCUUCAAAACUUUUUAACUGUAAGUGCAACGGUUUUGUUUGAUGUGGCCACAUGGGUCAUUCCUGACUUCUUCUUAUUCCAGUAAUGUGUGUGUUUGUGUGUGUGUGUGUGUGUGAUGAGGCCACAGUUAAAGCUACAUUCCAUAAUUUUGUUAAUUUGGGUUUCUUUGUAUGAUUUCUUCUCAAUCUCACGAAUAUGUAUUCACCACAAAGCAUCCAUGAGGCAUUCGGACCAAGAUAGGGCUGCAAAUAACUAUUAUUUCAAUUGUCAGUCAAUACAGGUUGGAAAGCUUGUAAGUUUCUUGUUUCAAUAUUCAAAUCAAAGCUUGAAUCAUAAACUCACCAUUUUUCCACUGUAAUGGCACCAGCUGUUAGUUUACAGGGUGUGUGAGUGAUCAGGCUCAGUUAUCAUCUUGUCUUAGUAGCUGUUUGGUACAUAGUUUAGAGGCGAAUUUCUAAAAUGUUUGUGCAGAGACGUAAUGGAAAUGAACUUCCUGUUUGAGCAGCUACUCCACAUUUAACGCUUUGAAACCUGAUUCUACAUCAAUUUUCUUGAG
This is a messenger RNA of Plectropomus leopardus (leopard coralgrouper), 1969 nucleotides long. It is a transcript of the gene sh3glb2b, whose product is annotated as SH3-domain GRB2-like endophilin B2b. The record is from RefSeq and is a predicted model, not a curated record. Gene Ontology annotation, cellular component: membrane; cytoplasm. Gene Ontology annotation, biological process: membrane organization. NCBI's taxonomy places the organism in Eukaryota, Metazoa, Chordata, Actinopteri, Perciformes, Serranidae. Gene Ontology annotation, molecular function: protein binding.